Messenger RNA from Oikopleura dioica, 1821 nucleotides. NCBI's taxonomy places the organism in Eukaryota, Metazoa, Chordata, Appendicularia, Copelata, Oikopleuridae. The record is from the annotation of a GenBank genome assembly.
AUGAAAAGUCCGAAGCGUUUGAAAAUUCUGCUGCUCCUCUUUUUGCAGCCUCUUUUCGCCCAGGAAAGAGACGAAGAAAACGAGAGACCCGUCGAGUACACAAUUAAAAUUCAACUGCCAGUCGAGUACGGAGUCGAUGAAGUUUUCAGCCACACGAUUCAGACCUCCAGGGUCAAAGACAACUCGAAGAAAGAAACGAUUCUCUCGCGCUUCCAAGAUCUUGAAUCGCAAAUAUUCAACAUGAAGUCGGAAUUCGCUGGAAUCAACGAAAGCAUGAAUACGAUUGACGAGUUGAUACGGCAAAGAGGAUAUUUGACGGAAAACUCGAUUCCGCCAAUAUUUGACACGACUUAUUCUAUAGGCGGCUAUCUGAACCGACUGGACCAAAUUCAAAACUUCACGAUCGACCUGAACCACCGCGUUCGCGACCUGGAGGUGCGUCAAACGACGAACCCGCGCGAGUUCCUGCGCCAAAUGGCGAUCCUCUUCACCGACAGAAUCGACGUCAUGAAAAGCGACAUGCUCGAGCAGCUGCAGAAGAUCACGAAGCACGAAGAGCGGCUGGCCGAGUUUUACGGCGAACUGAGGCAGCACAGCAGCAGCGUCAGCACCAACGGCGCCAACAUCGAAUUCAACCAGAAAAUGAUCGAACAGCUGCGCCAGAAAAUCGAGAAACUCGUUGACCAGAAUUCUGAGCAGAAUGUUUCAGAAUCGCGUCAUAAAGCCCGAACGGUCAGAAACUCGAUGCCAAUCAUCCCCAAACUGAGCGAAAGCGAACAGAGCGAAGUGACUGUACCUGCCCUUUCCGCGGAAGGGAUGAACUUUACUUUGGAAAGCGCGAUCUACAGAAACAUGACGACGCUGAGGAGCGAGCUCAUGCGCCAGAUUGCCGAAGCGAUCGAGGUUUUCGAACGCGACUUGCAAAGGAACAGAUUUUCGAUCAACCAGAUCCAGGAAAUUUCGCUCAAGCAGAAUUUCGGCGACUUUCCAAAGCGAAAAACGAACUCGACGACGCUGAAAAAACUGCCGGAUUUCGAAGAGCAGCUUUUAAAAACGGAGAAAUCGGAAAACGGAAAAAAUUGCGAGUGCGACAUUCCUCCGGCAAUCGGCCAGGCGAUUAUUCAGCAGCAGUUGAGAAUGGAUCUCGUUCUUUCGGAGAAAUCGACCAUGGCGUUGGAAUUGAAAUCGCGAAAGGAAGAAAAUGAGUUUUUGGCGAUCGAAGUUCAGAAACUAAAAGACGAGAGACAGCAGAUUUUGAGCGUCGUUUCUGAAUACCAGCACGAAGUCAAGAAACUGCUGGAAUGGAAAAGCCGCGACGAAGCUCUAAUCCAAGAGCACGAAAAACGCCUCAACGCCCAGGCCGAGUCGAUUUCCAGCAACGCAGCAGUGGCGCACUUUACGAAGCAUCGCUUACAAAACGCGCGAUUCCGGUGCGCCGGCCACGGGAAAAAGAAAGGAAGCUUCUGCUUCAACUUGAGCAAGGACAAGCGCUCGUGGGAGGCGGCCGAGCAGAGAUGUAACAGACAGGGCGGAUCUUUGGCGGUGAUCAAGGACGAGGACACGAUGUUGUUUAUUACGAAUUUGAUCAGAGGCAGCUCUUAUGACACUUCCUACUGGGUUGGAUUGUCGCUGGACAAAGAGAGCGACCGUCUCAGCUGGGUGGACAACACGACCGUCACGGACAGCUCUUUCCAAAACUGGUACGGAGAAAUCCGCCCCACACGCUCGGAGCGGUGCAUCCAGUCCGCGGGCCUGCAGUUCGGCUACAAAUGGUACCCCUCAAAAUGCGACCGCGAGUUCCGCUACAUUUGCCAAGUCUAA